AUGUUUCACACACCCCUCGCUCUCCUCGCCCUCGCCCUGGCGGCCUCCGCGUCGCCCGUCUUGCAAGUGCGCGACAACCUCGUGCGCCUCCCGAUGGCGAAGCGCGUCAACCUCACCGGCUCGGGGAGCUUGCUCGACCACGACCAGUUGCGCGCACAGUACCUGCGGGAUCAGGCGAACGCGCUCCUUGAUGGUGUGCCGCUCUCGAUCUUGAGCGAUGUGGCCGCGACGAACAAGGUCGUCGACUACGUCGUCAACGUCCGAGUGGGCAGUCCAGCCACCACCUACUCUCUUCUCGUCGACACCGGUAGCUCGAACACCUGGGUCGGCGCCGGCAAGGCGUACGUUCCCACUUCCAGUUCAAUGAAGACGGGGGACCGGGUGUCUGUCACGUACGGCUCCGGCUCCUUCUCCGGCUCCGAGUUCAUCGACGCUGUGUCGUUCGGGAUCGACCUCACUAUCCCCAAGCAGUCCAUCGGUGUCGCCUCGAGCUCGACUGGCUUCGGCGGUGUCGACGGCAUCAUUGGCAUCGGGCCGGUCGACCUCACCCUCAAUACGCUCUCGCCACACUCUCGUAGCACAAUCCCGACCGUGACGGACAACCUGUUCGCGCAGGGCACGAUCUCCCAGAACCUUGUCGCCGUCUCCUUCGAGCCCACACAGCAGAGGACCAACACCAACGGCGAGCUCACCUUCGGGGGCAUUGACCAGUCCAAGUUCACCGGCUCCAUCACCUACGCCCCGUUGACGACGGUUUCGCCCGCGUCCAAGUUCUUCGGCAUCAACCAGUCGAUCCGCUACGGCACCUCGACCCCGAUCCUGUCCAGCACCGCCGGGAUCGUCGACACCGGCACCACGCUCACGCUCAUCUCCACCGACGCGCUCACGCGGUACAUGGCCGCGACGGGCGCCGUGAGCGACGCCAGGACGGGCCUGCUUCGCCUCACCAACGCGCAGUUCGCGAACCUGCAGUCCCUCUUCUUCAACAUCAACGGCGUCAACUUCGAGCUCACGCCCAACGCGCAGAUCUGGCCCCGCGCACUCAACACCGCGAUCGGCGGGGACAAGAAGAGCGUGUACCUGAUCGUGAACUCGAUCGGGACGUCGACGGGCAAGGGCCUCGACUUCAUCAACGGGAUGACGUUCCUCGAGCGCUUCUACUCUGUGUACGACACCACGAACAAGCGCGUCGGGUUCGCGACCACGCUGUUCACGAACUCGAACUCGAACUGA
This is a messenger RNA of Epithele typhae, 1233 nucleotides long. Its product is annotated as acid protease. NCBI's taxonomy places the organism in Eukaryota, Fungi, Basidiomycota, Agaricomycetes, Polyporales, Epitheliaceae. The transcript has 10 exons. Gene Ontology annotation, biological process: proteolysis. The record is from RefSeq and is a predicted model, not a curated record. The coding region runs from base 1 to 1233 and encodes 410 amino acids. Gene Ontology annotation, molecular function: aspartic-type endopeptidase activity.